UUGUGGACUCUUUGAUCUGAAUGUAUUGUAUUAUGAGAUUUCGCGAUGGCGAUGAUUAAUUUUUUAAAAUGGCUGCUUUGAUAUGAACGAAAAGACUAAACAAUAUAUUUUGCAAUCCUUCAUAGCUCCAAUAUUAUUUAGGUAGGUUGAUAUUAAAAUGGAUAUUAUUAAUGAUGAAGAUAGAAGAAAGAGACUACAUCUUCUCGAAGAUCUAAUUCAGGACUCACAAGGUAAAGGCAACAUCGACUCUUUACUUGAUACAGUACAAGCAAUUUGUACAGACUGUGAUAAUCCUGCCAUUAAAAAACUGAAGAAUGUGGAAGUUUACUUAAAUAGAUAUUGUAGCAAAGUUAUGUUUGUUAGUUAUGAUGCUAAACAUUUAUAUAUGGUUAUGGAUUACAUGCCUGGUGGUGAUAUUGUAAACCUCAUGUCAAAUUAUGACAUACCUGAAACGUGGGCCAAAUUUUACACAAUGGAAGUUGUUCUUGCCUUAGAUGUCAUCCACUCUAUGGGAUUCGUUCACAGGGAUGUCAAACCGGACAAUAUGUUAUUGGAUAAAUAUGGUCAUUUGAAGUUGGCCGAUUUUGGUACUUGUAUGCGAAUGGAUGAAGAUGGUCUCGUCAGAUCCAAUAAUGUUGUUGGUACACCUGAUUAUAUUUCUCCAGAAGUACUUCAAAGUCAUGAUCAAGGGAUUUAUGGCAGAGAGUGUGACUGGUGGUCUGUGGGCAUUUUUGUUUAUGAAAUGUUGGUAGGAGAAACUCCUUUUUAUGCCGACAGUUUAUUAGGGACUUACAACAAAAUAAUGUACCAUGAAAACAAUCUGUCAUUCCCUGAAGAAGUGGAAAUAUCCAAUGAAGCAAAAACGCUCAUACAGGGUCUAUUAUGUGAUAGAAAUAAGCGCUUAGGCAGAAAUAGUGUAGAUGAAAUAAAGUCGCACCCUUUUUUUAUAAACAAUGAACAGUGGACGUUUGAAAAUUUGCGUGACAUGGCACCUCCUGUAGUGCCGGAACUUACGAGCGAUGAUGACACAAGCAACUUUGACGAUUAUGAAAAAGAUGAAACUCCUGAGGAGACUUUUCCAGUGCCUAAUACUUUUGUUGGUAACCAUUUACCUUUUAUAGGAUUCACGUACAAUUCCGACUACCAAUUACUAUCUUCGGAUAGGGUGGAUGGCAAGCAGAAUAUGCAGGCCGACAGCAAAAACUCUAAUGCUCAAAUUGUAAAAUUAGAACUGCUAUUAGAGCAGGAAAAACUUAAUGUAGAAACACUAGAAGAAAAACAACGACAAUUACUGGUUCAGCUAGAAGCCAUUGCUCAACGAGAAAGUGAUGUCAGGGAAGAAGUUACAAGGUAUGAAAAGGAUUUGACGAUUCUCAGACACAAUUACAAGGAAGUUCAGAGGAAGGCUGAAUAUGAAAGCGAUUUGCGGAAAAAUACGGAAAAGUAUUUGGCUGAAUUAAAAAAGAGAUUUGAAGAGGAACAGACUAAAAGAACGAGGGAAAUGAAUAAUAAUCAACAGCACAAUGAUAAAAUCCAAUUACUAGAGAAGCAGGUGAAUGAGAUGCAAGAGAAACUAAAAGGUGAAACGGAAAAUUGUCAGAAGUUGAGAAAACAAGCCAAUGAACUGACAAUAGCAAAAUCAAAUUCGGAGCAUAGAGUGACUGAAUACCAGUCAUUGCUGCAGUCCCUACAAAGUCAACGAGAUGCUCUCCAGUCAGAAGUAACCACCUUGCAGGAUCAGUUGGCCCAAGAGAAGAAAGCAAGAUCCCAGGUUAGUGACCAGCAACUGGUGCUGGAAAAUAAGCUGCAAAGUCUCAAUGCUGAAAUGGAACGGUUGAGCCAGAAAGAGAUGCAGACAGCUGCUGACAACACCCAACUGACGGAAAAGGUAUCUUAUCUAGAGAAGGAAUGUGCAGGUCUGGAUUUGGAACUGAAGGCAGUUAAAAAUAGAUAUCAUCAAGAAGUGAAAGCCCAUGAAGAAACUGAAAAGAGCAGAGUGUUGAACAAGGAAGAGGCUAAUCUGGAAGUGGUGAAAGCACUACAGUCAAAACUGAACGAAGAAAAGAGUGCCAGACAAAAGGCUGAUCUGAACUUUCAAGAAAAGGAAAGGCAAAUUUCGAUGUUGUCUGUGGAUUAUCGGCAGAUACAGCAGAGAUUACAGAAGUUGGAGGGUGAACAUCGACAGGAAACGGAAAAAGUAAAGGCGUUGCACAGUCAGAUUGAACAGGAGCAGCAGAAAAAAACCAUACUGCAGUCUGAAAUGGUGCAACAAACGGCAGAAUUAACUAAGCUGAGGGCAAAGGAAUCUCAACUGCUGCAGGAGUUGAAUCAUCUGCAGGAUAUUAAAAGAACCAUCGAAGAGGAGCUGGCAAGAUUGAAAUCCAACUACCAGCGUGAUCAGCUUCAGAUGAAGGAACUUCAGGAGAACCUGGAGACUGAACAAUAUUUCACCACAUUAUAUAAGACACAGACAAAUGAACUGAAAGAGGAGAUUGAUGAGAAAAAUAGAUUGAACAAGGAAUUCGAGGAGGAGAGGGUAUCAUUGAAGCACCAGUGCCAGUUGGCAUUGGCUAGAGCUGAUUCUGAAGCCUUGGCCAGAUCCAUAGCAGAAGAGACAGUGGCUGAUCUUGAGAAAGAGAAGACCAUGAAGGAACUGGAGUUGAAGGAUCUUCUAUCAAAGCAUCGCAACGAGAUGACCGCCAAAGAUUUAUCUGUGAACACACUCAAAGAUAGAGAGUCUGAGUUGAAGAGGCUCAACGAUCAACUGCAAAAAGAAAGAGAUGAAAUGAGCAGACAGUUGAAACAGUUGCAAGAAGAACUGAACAAAAAGUACAGCAAUAAUGAAGAAGUUGAAAAACUGAUUGCCAAACUGAAUACAGAGAGUCUUCUCAAACAACAGGCAGUAAAUAAACUACAUGAAAUUAUGAACAGAAAGGAUCUCAGAGAGACGGGCAAAGGCAAAUCAAAGGUGUCCAACGCUGAUUUAAGAAGAAAGGAGAAGGAUUUGAAAAAAUUACAGCAGGAGUUGAGUCUCGAGAAGGAGAAGUACAAUCAGAUGAUUGCUAAUUAUCAGAAGAAUAUUCAAGAUUUGAGUUUUCAGCUGAGUGAAGAAAUUGCAUCGAAACAACGCCUUCAGAUGGAACUCGAUAGCAAAGAUGCUGACCUGGAGCAAUUGCAGCUGAAGCUUUCAUCAAUGAAUAGUGAAACAGCCUCACUGAGUUCGGCGGACAAUGAAGGUGAUGAAAUUGACAAUAAUGCUGUGUUUGAGGGGUGGCUUUCAAUACCAUCCAAACAAAAUAUUAGACGACAUGGGUGGAAAAAGCAGUAUGUCGUGGUUAGCAGUAGGAAGAUAAUAUUUUAUAAUUCUGACAACGAUAAACAGAAUUCGGAUCCUGUGAUUGUAUUAGAUCUUAGUAAGGUGUUCCAUGUAAGGUCGGUCACACAGGGCGACGUUAUCAGGGCUGAUUCCAAAGACAUCCCUCGUAUAUUUCAGCUUUUGUAUGCUGGUGAAGGUGAGGCGAGAAAGACGGACGGUGAACAGGCCAAUCCGCUGGAUGUAAGCACAACCAUGAGAAAUUUCGAAGAAAAACCAGGUUUGAUAUUGCAUAAGGGUCACGAAUUCCUUAAUAUCUCUUAUCAUAUGCCGACUACUUGUGAGGUGUGCCCUAAACCGCUUUGGAAUAUGUUCAGGCCUCCAUCCGCGUUGGAGUGUAGAAGGUGUAGGAUAAAAGUUCACAAAGACCAUUUGGAAAAGAAGGAGGACACCGUGCCGCCAUGUAAAUUACACUACGACCCUUUAUAUGCCAAAGAAUUGCUGUUGCUGGCUUCGUCACAUGAUGACCAAAAACAGUGGGUGUCGAGAUUGAGCAGAAAAAUUCAGAAGUGCGGGUUCAAAGCCAACAAUUCUAAUGCCAUAGAUUCGGCCAAGGUAUCACCUAGGGAAUCGACUCGUUCUAAUCUGAAGCCAUAUUUGAAUGCCCAACAGCGGUCUGCCACUCUACCAGCUAAUUCCUCUAUGAGCAGCAAAUGACAUCGUCGUAAAGUAACUUUAGCAUUUCUUCGCUAAAUUCAUUGCAAACGCUUCAUCUCAUCACUAAUUUAUUUGAUACAAUCUGUGAUACCUUCUCUCGUUGCAAGUUUGUAUCAAAAUGAUAUUGUUAGAUGUUUAUAUAGUCUAUUUUCAAUAAGGCACUCGGAUCUUAAUCCAUGAUUUGGAGAUGUAUCGAUUUUAGAAGGAUUCUAAAUCUGACCUACAACCACAGCUGAGCUAAACAUAAAUAUCGAAAUGGGACUAUAGAACGUCUUUGAAUUAGUUACUUUAUUUGUUAUAUUGUUAUUCUUUGUCUACUUGAGAAAUGAGAUAAAGGUUGAACUCAACAUUUCAACUUUAACAAUAUUAUUUCUAAUAAUAUUGUUACAAGAGGUGGGAUUCAAGCUUUCUGUAAUAUCACUACAGAAUAUUUCAUUAAAAAUAUCAAGCAAGUGUGAUAAAUGUCAGUUGGUUAAUUCUAAUAUUACUUAUUGAAAUUGAAACUACCAAACUAUUAUUUGAGCAUUUAGAAUCACUUUUACUUAUAUAUUUUAAAAAUGUUCUCCAAAAUGACCAAAAACUGCUCACAAUUUGGAGUAUGCUCAAUGCUGUGGUCGUAAUGCUCUUUUAAUCUCUAUAUAAGUUGAAUCAAUAUUAAUAUGUGAUUCACAUUUAACAGUCAGUAUAUCAUUCCACGUUAUGUCCAGUGGAUAAUGUGAGACGUUUUUAAACAAUAUAUUAUUUGUGAAAAGUGGCAGCAUUCAAAAUUACUUUAGGUUACACACAUACCUAAAAACUCGUUUAUUUUAAAAGAACUAAGUUAUAUCCCUGUAAUAAAUGGGAAAUAAAAACAGGAAUUAAAACAUUAGUUUUCAUUCUCAUAUUCUAAAUUACAUUGUUGUUCAGAAUAAUUCCUUUAGUCUUUUCAAUAGAGUAUAAUUGGUCAUAAAAUUUUACAAGAAUUUGAGUAAUUUGUAGUUCAGAAAUAUCCAAACUGUACAGAUGAGGAUUUAGAAAACUAGUGUCCAACUUGUAUUUGUUAGAAAUUUCUAUUAUUAUUUUUUUCCCUUCUUGGCAAGUUCUACAGUUUUAGUAUAUCAAUUGAGGAAGUAAAAAGCCAGAAUUUUUUUUUACAAAAGAGGUCCCAAUUUGAUUGGACAGGACAAAUCCAAGAUUUCCGAUUACACAGAUUCUGACUAAACUCAUUUGUCACCUCCUACCAAUUUUUAUAAUUACUGUAUCAUUGCCUAUUCACAGAACUCCUCAUUUAUGGAUAUUCUCAUUUCACAUUAACAAUAUUCUCAAAGAAAGUAACUAAACAUUAAGUUAUAUAUUUGUGAUCAUAACUAAUGAAACACUUUCAGAAAUUACAAUUCCUUCACUUGUAAACUACUUUCUUUCAUAUUUCUGUGUUCAAAUAUUGUUUCAUACAGUGUUUAUGCGACUGGCCCUGCAUUAAAUUUAUUGAAACAUU
Messenger RNA from Leptinotarsa decemlineata (Colorado potato beetle), 5504 nucleotides. RefSeq names its product Rho kinase (gene Rok). Gene Ontology annotation, biological process: embryonic morphogenesis; regulation of cell junction assembly; actomyosin structure organization. Lineage: Eukaryota; Metazoa; Arthropoda; Insecta; Coleoptera; Chrysomelidae. The record is from RefSeq and is a predicted model, not a curated record. Gene Ontology annotation, molecular function: Rho-dependent protein serine/threonine kinase activity; small GTPase binding; ATP binding. Gene Ontology annotation, cellular component: cytoskeleton; cytoplasm.